AUGUCGAAUAGACCAACAGGGCCUCGUAAUCGCAUACAACCUCCAUCCGGUCCGUCAAGGCUGAGGCAUCAAGGCUACCGUGGCGGGCGUGACGAAUAUAGACCAAGUUAUAGAAAUGGCCCUCCAACUGGCCCUCGCAGUCAACAACAAUUACAACAACAACAACAACAACAACAACGAUCAACACCACCACCACCAUCGGCACCAUUGGCACCAGCGUCCUCAUCACUAUCCAAACCACCAGUUAGACCGUCUGGACCUGCUAGUAGCUCAUACCGAUCGUCUAGCCCUAGUGCACCAGGUGGUAUCAAGCGUCCACUUCCAUCAGGACCAUCAAGUUUCAAGAAAAGGCGUGAUUUCAACAGCAUCAACAGCAAUCGAUCCAACUCCAAAAGAAGCUCAUACGUACCUAGCGCAGUCAAGAAGGAGGCGGAACCUGCUUUGUCUCGUGAUCAGAUAUACUCAAUAAAGGAGCUGCGAGGUAGUGCCAUAUAUGGACGAGUUCAACAGGUGGGGGAAGGUACAUACGGAAAAGUAUACAAGGCAAAACAUUCUAUAACUAAUGAGUGUGUAGCAGUAAAGAAAUUGCGACUAGAAAGCGAACGUGAAGGGUUCCCCAUAACUGCUAUACGUGAGAUAAAACUUUUGCAAUCAUUUGAUCACCCAAACAUUGUUGGAUUAUUGGAAAUGAUGGUUGAACAUAAUCAAAUUUAUAUGGUUUUCGAUUACAUGGAUCAUGACUUGACGGGGUUGCUUACACAUCCGGAGUUGGAGUUGCAAGAAUGUCAUCGCAAGUUUAUUUUCAAACAAUUGAUGGAAGGAUUGGAUUAUCUUCAUGAGAAAAGAAUCAUUCAUCGGGAUAUCAAGGGCUCAAACAUCUUGUUGGAUAACUUGGGCAAUUUGAAAAUCGCUGAUUUUGGUUUGGCUAGAACAAUGAAGAUUUUGGGUGAGGGUGAAGUUGCUGACUUCACCAAUCGAGUGAUUACAAUUUGGUAUCGACCACCGGAAUUGUUGCUUGGUGCUACUGAUUAUGGACGUGAGGUUGACAUAUGGGGUGUUGGGUGUUUGCUUAUUGAGUUGUACACCAAAAUGGCUGCUUUCAGGGGUAUGGAUGAAAUCAGUCAAUUGAGCAAGAUUUUUAAUAUAUUGGGAACACCAACUUUGGAGUCAUGGCCUCAGAUUGAUAAGUUACCUUGGUUUGAGAUUUUGAAACCGAAAAUCAACAUUGCGUCUAAAUUCGAACAAAAAUAUAGCGAUGUAAUGACGGUGGAAGCUUUCAAGUUGGCAGAAAAAUUAUUGGCAUUGAAUCCCAAGGGUAGACCCGCAGCUCAUGAAGCUUUGCAAGAUGAAUAUUUCACCAAGGACCCAUUACCUGAGCCGUUGACGUUUUUGAAAGAUUUGAAAGGUGAAUGGCACGAAUUUGAGACAAAGAAAAGGAGAAGAGAGGAAAGGAAAAGAGUGAAAGAGGAGGAAGAUGCUGAAUAUGCUGCUAGUAAACUGAAAGCCAAUGGUAGAGAUGGAGAAAAGGAAAGGGAGAAGGACAAGGGUAGCACUCGUGCCAAUAGUGUAGGAGAUACUGCUGAAAGUGUAGCACACGAGACCGGUAGUGAGAAAGUGUCACCGGACCUAUACACAGGAGGAUUAUCGGGGAAAUCAUAG
Messenger RNA from Lodderomyces theae, 1659 nucleotides. Its product is annotated as cyclin-dependent serine/threonine protein kinase. The record is from RefSeq and is a predicted model, not a curated record. The transcript has a single exon. Gene Ontology annotation, cellular component: nucleus; cyclin/CDK positive transcription elongation factor complex. NCBI's taxonomy places the organism in Eukaryota, Fungi, Ascomycota, Pichiomycetes, Serinales, Debaryomycetaceae. Gene Ontology annotation, biological process: protein phosphorylation; positive regulation of transcription elongation by RNA polymerase II; transcription elongation by RNA polymerase II. Gene Ontology annotation, molecular function: ATP binding; cyclin binding; RNA polymerase II CTD heptapeptide repeat kinase activity. Bases 1 to 1659 code for a protein of 552 amino acids.